Nematostella vectensis (starlet sea anemone) is the source of this 3613-nucleotide messenger RNA. Its product is annotated as D(2) dopamine receptor A. The coding region runs from base 1446 to 2759 and encodes 437 amino acids. Gene Ontology annotation, molecular function: neurotransmitter receptor activity; G protein-coupled serotonin receptor activity. The record is from RefSeq and is a predicted model, not a curated record. The transcript is spliced from 2 exons. Gene Ontology annotation, cellular component: dendrite; membrane. Gene Ontology annotation, biological process: chemical synaptic transmission; G protein-coupled receptor signaling pathway, coupled to cyclic nucleotide second messenger. NCBI's taxonomy places the organism in Eukaryota, Metazoa, Cnidaria, Anthozoa, Actiniaria, Edwardsiidae.
AAGCGCAGUCAUAGGUAUCAUAUGGAAAAGCUAUAGUACGGCCCCCGAAUGGUCCCCCGAAAUUUCGAUGUGCUCGCAGUUUUCGGCUAAUGCUCACAUUCUCGCGCAAUUUUUUCCGCCUAAAAAAGCUCGGUCUCGCAUAAAAAACGGGGUGCUCGCAAGUGCUCGCAAAAGACCAUUCCGGGGCCCUCAUAGUAUAAGAAAUUACCCACUUUUUGGCCGCCAAGGGUGUACGCGCAUGUGCUUUCUUGGUUAAAAUGUUUUGCCUUGCUUCAUGGUAUUAAACCCCAAAAAGUUUAAAACUCUUCGUCUGUCAUGCAAGUGUUGACGUCAUUCACGCGUAUGUGUGUAUAAGCGAACUUUGCGGCUGUUUACAAGUAUCGCUCUUUUUUUAAUAGAGAAUGGGUUAUUCAACUCGUGAUGACUCGGUUUUCAAGGAAAUAGCGGAUAUUCUUCGUAAAUUUUCAAUGCCCGUUUGUUUGAUUUGAAAAUUAAUUGUGAGUCAACAAUUUGCUGUAGUCAAGCGUAUUUGCUGUUUAAAUGUGGAGCAAUUAAGGCGAUGUGAACGGCGGUAAGGUAGUAACAUGCGCGAGACACUCAGGCGCGAUGUUCGUAUCUAUGUAAAAUUAUCCAACAGGGAACAGGAAAAACAAAUUUUCGAUGUCAACGAAUACCACGUAGAUGGCAGACUCAAGUUUUGCGCUAGAUUGUGUUAAAAUACAUUUGAAAAUUUCCACCGUAAACAAUGGCCUCGUUUAUCACGUUCUAAACAUGUUAUCAGUUAACAUUUACGCGCUCUGAUUGGCUACUCCGCCACAGAAAAUAAAAUGGCGCUGAUGUCACCAGUCUGUCUCUUUACCGUCAAUGACGUCAUGAGCGAUUAGCGACGUUUUAUUUACAAGUGGAAAACUUAAUGCACGACAUCUUUGAUUGGCUGAUUUGAUUCUGAAGGAAACAAAUCCUGGCUGCCGCCAUAUAUGGUGUUCUUGAGUAUGACGUCAUCAGGAUGAUAUCAUCAUACGUGCCUAGGUAAAGGGCACCACGGCAUUAGCGACCAAGUCUUCGUGAUAAGCCACUUGCAGUAACGAUGUUUUUGUAUCUCCGUUGGGAAUUACGCGUAAAUUUACGUGUUGCAUUCGUUAGUGAAAGUAAAUCAAUUUGUCUUACGCGGAAGAAUCGGCGGUAAAACGCGGGAAAUUGGCUCAAUUAGUCGCAUCUGUUCGCUUUUGUGAUUCUUUGUAGACUAGGUAUAAAUAGGAGCAUUAUUUCGGAUCAACAGUCCGAACGAAUAAAAACACGAGUAUCAUACAUACAAGCCAUCGCCGUUUAUAUAAUCGCCACACCUGCUAGGCAUAGAUCAAUCUGCGGAAAGAGUAGAAAGUGAGCAGGUUUACCAGCCCCUGAUUGAAUCCAGGGAAUGAUGUAUUCGUGCGGUCUAUAAAUAGAUGAACGUCACCGCUAACAAAGACAGGAAUAGCACCUUUCCAUUUCCCAUAAUGCCCCGGGCGCUUGAUUUGCCGACGCUGCUCCCAUGGGCCCUUGCAUUCUCCCUAGUGGCAGUGUUCGUCGUCCUUGGCAACAGUCUGGUCAUCAUCUGCUUCAUCAAGAAGAAAGCCCUGCGUACGCAUACAAACUACUUCAUCGUAAGCCUGAGCGCCGCUGACUUGUUCGUGGGCGUCAUCUCCGCACCCUGGUGGAUUGUACUUAUGUUUGUGAACUACCAUUCCGAAGGCUGGUUCAAGCUGCUUCACAAUGUGUGGUUGGUGUUCGAUAUCCUAGGAGGCGUAGGCUCAAUUCUUCAUCUUAUAGCCCUCAGUUGGGACCGCCUGUGUGCCAUCGUGUGGCCGCUGAACCAUCGCAUGUAUUCCAGCAGGCGCUAUCUUUUCUCGGUUUUUCUCGUCUGGGGUAUCUCGAUUACAGUGGGAGUACUGUCUGUGGUUGGAAAAUAUGAGCCUUUGGCUUACAACGUGACAGUCAUCGCUUUGUUUUUCUUUCUUCCUCUCAUCAUAAUUUGCAUCACGCAGAGCGUUAUUGUGUACUUCACUCGAAAGAAACUCUUCAAUCAAGGAACUCUCCAAACAAAGCUACGCAAGGAUAUUAAGGUUGCUAAAACAAUUGGCAUCAUGAUCGCGAUAUUCGUGAUCGGAUGGCUCCCUUUCUUUGCGCUCUCACUCGUGUCGUACACCAGUACGUCUUCGGACAUACCCUGGCACGCGGUUUUCGCUGUUAAGCUCCUGCAGUACGGCAACUCAGCGGCUAACCCCGCAUUGUAUGCGCACAAGUUUCCACAUUUUCGAAAAGCUUACGCAACGAUACUUUGUUCGUGCUUUCCCGUACAAAAACUCGUGCGCCCUCUCAGAAGCUUCAGCUCGAGGAUAAGUCGUUCCACCAUGACGUCAUCGAUCCAUGCUUCCUUUUAUGGUAGUGUCUAUAAGGGAUGUGGAACGAGGGAUUUGGAAAAACACAAUCAUAACCCGGUGAUUCCCCAUCUUGAUCACCUGCAGGGUCUAAGGACGGCCUCGAAACUCCAAUGUAACAACAUAAAGAAAACAAAGUUAGAGGAAAUCGAGGCAAUUACAGCAAAAGCGCCGUCUUCGCACGCUUCACCUGUUAUGUCGGAGGCUCCGCUUGACGAUGAUGCAGUAUUCCUGUGUGGCUCACCAACACCGAUGGCGGAAAAAGCUGUAAAUGUUUUGGACACUUCAGACGAGAAGUCUACUCUAUUUGUUGAUGUACAUUUGCAAACUCAUAGUUCGUAGACAGUCUAUGAAAAUCGUCGGAUUCAAAUAAUUAUGCCUAGUGCACACUAGGUACAUAACAACAUAGGCGCGCGCACUCUUUGGGGCCGACAUAACGACAUGGACUUAAUGACAUAAAAGUAAAAACAUGUUUUUUUCUGUUAUGUCGUUAUGUUCAUGUUGUUAUGUUGGGCUUAUGUCAAAAUGUCGAACCAUUCACACUUGAACAUAUAAACAUAAGGGAGCACGCGCCUAUGUCAUUUUGUCAUUAUGUCACUAGUGUGCACCAGGCAUUACUGUAAUUUUCCCAUAUACUGCGAACUCUCGUCGCUAAACUGCUCUCUGCCAACCGUCACUCAAACUAACGGAGUUCCUUUGGUACUUUAUGAUUGUUCAAAGGCUUGCAGAGAGUUGGCAUAAUUGCGAUCAAUUAAGAUGUUGGAAAUCGUCAACAAGCGUUCGCACAAAGUUGAAAAUCACAGUAAUGCGAGGACAGUUCUCUCUAUUAGCCUAGUGCAAGAAGCGCCAACAUUUUUAUCAAGGCUACCCUUUGUUGACCGCAAGACAAAGUAAAUGUUAGCGAACUGCCAUUUCGUCUCCUAACAUGAUGCACAAACGAAUUUAUGUUCUUUUUAAAGAUCACAAAUGAUUAAAAUUAUUUCUAGAGGCGUUAAAUUUGUAGAGAGGUGGAAAGUCUUGCAGGUAAUAACUAGAAUUUGUAGAGAAAUAGUACCUUUGGUAGAUAGUGUAGAGUUCCACCGUACACAGAUAUCUCAGUUUAUAAACGAGCUAAACGGUUUAAAUAUGUUUUAAUGUAAAUAGGUACAAAGUACGUUUGUAGAGGAUGUACUCCUGCUAUAUAGAUAAGAGAUCAG